Nicotiana tabacum (common tobacco) is the source of this 732-nucleotide messenger RNA. RefSeq lists its product as uncharacterized. The record is from RefSeq and is a predicted model, not a curated record. NCBI's taxonomy places the organism in Eukaryota, Viridiplantae, Streptophyta, Magnoliopsida, Solanales, Solanaceae.
AUGCUAGACUUGUCAAAUCAAUCUCAAUCAAUUCAAGCUGCUUUUGAAAAGCAAUCUGAGAAACAAAAAAGUAAAUAUCGAAUUCAUUUAAAUGCCUCAAUCGAUGUUGUAAGGUUUCUCUUGGACUUUGGGUUGUCUUUUCGAGGUCACGAUGAAAGUGAAUCUUCAAAAAACAAAGGCCUUUUUAUUGGGCUUUUGGAGUGUCUUGGAAAUAGGCUUCCAGAUGUAGAUAGAGUUAUAUUAAAACAUGCUCCAAAAAAUGAUAUGAUGACUUCGCCAAAUAUUCAAAAGGAUAUUGUGAGUGCUUGUGCACAAGAGACUGUGAAAGCUAUAAAUGAUGACCUAAAUGGAGAUUAUUUUGGGAUAUUAGUUGAUGAGUCCAAGGACAUUUCACACCAUGAACAAAUGGCCCUUGCUUUGCGGUAUGUUGACAAAAAAGGCCAAGUGAACGAGCCAUUUAUUGGUCUUGUUCGUGUUAGUGAUACAUCUGCAAAGUCGUUGAAAGAAGUAUUGAUGCUUGUAGCUGUUGCUAAAAAAUACAAAGAGGUGGAGACUUUCUUUGCUAUUGUUACUAACGUGUUGAAUGUGAUUAGAGUUUCUUUUAAGCGUAGAGACCAACUUCGGGAAUAUCAAGCAAAAUUGUUGGAGAAAUUGCUAGAGAGUGGUGAAGUUCAAAGUGGGAAAGGAUUAAAUCAAGAGCGAGGGCUUCAAAGUCCAGGUGACACUCGAUAG